Messenger RNA from Struthio camelus australis, 1415 nucleotides. The record is from RefSeq and is a predicted model, not a curated record. Lineage: Eukaryota; Metazoa; Chordata; Aves; Struthioniformes; Struthionidae.
UGAUUUUCAACGUUGUCAACUUCAGUAAAACAAAAAGUCUCUAUCGAGAUGGGAUGGCUCCAAUGGUGAAAUCCACAAGUAGGCCAAAAUGGCAAAGAAUACCUUCUAAAAAUGUGUAUUACUAUCGCUGUCCGGACCACAGGAAGAACUAUGUCAUGUCAUUUGCUUUUUGCUUUGACCGUGAGGAUGACGUUUACCAGUUUGCCUACUGCUACCCCUACACCUAUACUCGCCUUCAGCACUAUCUUGACAACCUACAGAGGAGGAAUAUGGACUACUUUUGCAGAGAAUUGCUUGGACUCAGUGUGCAGAAACGGCAGCUUGACCUCCUGACAAUAACCAGCCCCGAAGACAAAACUGACCUUGAGAACAGUGUGAUGCAGAAGAAAAUUAAAAUCCCCAAACUCUCUCUCAAUCACGUAGAAGAAGCUGGGGAGGUUACAGAUUAUGGGGAAGAAGAUGUGGAGCUUAGACACAGUAAGAGACAAGAUGGGAGGAAACAAAGUGAAGGUACACACAAAAGUAUUGAAGCAGUUGUUGCUCGCCUUGAAAAACAAAAUGGGAUGAGUCUCGGUAAUACUUCCAGCCCUGAGGAAGCUUUUAUGGAGACUUCGGAAGGCAUGAACAACAUGGACGAUGCUGUAGUUCCUCGGGUUCUGUAUGAAGAAUUGCUGAGGAGUUAUCAACAGCAGCAAGAAGAAAUGAGACACAUUCAACAGGAGCUUGAGAGAACUCGGAGACAGCUUGUGCAACAGGCAAAGAAGCUAAAGGAGUAUGGGGCGCUCGUGUCAGAAAUGAAAGAGCUCAGAGACUUGAACAGGAGACUACAGGAUGUACUGCUUCUAAGACUAGGUAGUGGACCUGCCAUUGAGCUUGAAAAAGUAAAACCAGAAUCAAUUGAGCCCGAACCUGAGGUACAGAAGACCUUCAGUGAGGAAGCAAAUACAUCAACGUAUUAUCCUGCCCCUGUUCCAGUAAUGGACAAGUAUAUUCUCGAGAAUGGAAAGGUCCAUCUUGGCAGUGGAAUUUGGGUAGAUGAGGAGAAAUGGCACCAGCUGCAAGUAACACAAGGAGAUUCAAAGUAUACAAAAAAUCUAGCGGUUAUGAUUUGGGGAACAGAUGUUCUCAAGAACAGAAGUGUCACAGGAGUUGCAACCAAAAAAAAGAAAGAUGCCGUUCCCAAGCCACCUCUCUCACCUCACAAAUUAAGCAUUGUCAGAGAAUGUUUGUAUGAUAGAAUAGCACAAGAAACUGUGGAUGAAACUGAAAUUGCACAGAGACUCUCCAAAGUCAACAAGUACAUCUGUGAAAAAAUCAUGGAUAUCAAUAAAUCAUGUAAAAAUGAAGAAAGGAGGGAAAGUGCAAAGUACAAUUUGCAAUAAAUUUUGGAUUUUUAAUAAAGUCUUAGUGUUUUA